AUGUACCAACUGCAUCAAAAGCACAGCCAGAGGCAAUGGGGCGUGGUGGGGGGAGGUCAGUCCCCAGAGCGAGGGGCCAGCCAGGGGCAAUGGAGCGUGGUGGGGGGAGGUCAGUCCCCAGAGCGAGGGGCCAGCCAGGGGCAAUGGGGCGUGGUGGGGGGAGGUCAGUCCCCAGAGCGAGGGGCCAGCCAGAGGCAAUGGAGCGUGGUGGGGGGAGGUCAGUCCCCAGAGCGAGGGGCCAGCCAGAGGCAAUGGAGCGUGGUGGGGGGAGGUCAGUCCCCAGAGCGAGGGGCCAGCCAGGGGCAAUGGGGCGUGGUGGGGGGAGGUCAGUCCCCAGAGCGAGGGGCCAGCCAGGGGCAAUGGAGCGUGGUGGGGGGAGGUCAGUCCCCAGAGCGAGGGGCCAGCCAGGGGCAAUGGAGCGUGGUGGGGGGAGGUCAGUCCCCAGAGCGAGGGGCCAGCCAGGGGCAAUGGAGCGUGGUGGGGGGAGGUCAGUCCCCAGAGCGAGGGGCCAGCCAGGGGCAAUGGAGCGUGGUGGGGGGAGGUCAGUCCCCAGAGCGAGGGGCCAGCCAGGGGCAAUGGAGCGUGGUGGGGGGAGGUCAGUCCCCAGAGCGAGGGGCCAGCCAGGGGCAAUGGAGCGUGGUGGGGGGAGGUCAGUCCCCAGAGCGAGGGGCCAGCCAGGGGCAAUGGGGCGUGGUGGGGGGAGGUCAGUCCCCAGAGCGAGGGGCCAGCCAGGGGCAAUGGGGCGUGGUGUGGGGAGGUCAGUCCCCAGAGCGAGGGGCCAGCCAGGGGCAAUGGAGCGUGGUGGGGGGAGGUCAGUCCCCAGAGCGAGGGGCCAGCCAGAGGCAAUGGAGCGUGGUGGGGGGAGGUCAGUCCCCAGAGCGAGGGGCCAGCCAGGGGCAAUGGAGCGUGGUGGGGGGAGGUCAGUCCCCAGAGCGAGGGGCCAGCCAGAGGCAAUGGAGCGUGGUGUGGUCAGACAGAAGCUUGAGCCAGGGCUGCAGCCUGCAGCCAGAGGAGGGAAAGCUGAUUUCUAGCACAUUGCUUCAUACGCCGGAGAAGGACAUGCCACUCAGCUGUUACUGGAACUGGACAAUUUUAUUGAAAAAUGUAACUCGAUACAAAGCAGUGGAAGCAUGA
This is a messenger RNA of Gopherus flavomarginatus (Mexican gopher tortoise), 1134 nucleotides long. Its product is annotated as fibrinogen alpha-1 chain-like. The transcript is spliced from 6 exons. Bases 1 to 1134 code for a protein of 377 amino acids. The record is from RefSeq and is a predicted model, not a curated record. Lineage: Eukaryota; Metazoa; Chordata; Testudines; Testudinidae.